AUGAAAGACGACACGUUCAGCGGCUGUAUCCCGUUAAAACACGUUUUUGGUUUUUGCGAGGACUACAAGCGUAUACUGGUGAAUUGCAGUCAACAACUAAUAUUGAAUAGAUCGAUGUCGGACACGAGCGCGCUACAUUACACCAGCGUGGUAGGCGGGGACGUGGCCACCGAGUCGGUUAAAACUAUGAUUGCAAAAGUCAAAGUUGUGUUAACGCGGGUGUUGUGGAAAGUACCAGUGGUCAAAGUCGACGACCGCGAGAGAUUGAGGCUGAUGAAAAUCAUUGAUAGCAAAAAAAUGAUAAAUUGUGCGUUUCGAAAUUGGGAGCUUUGCGAGUACCCGAAUCUACCACAAACUAGCAAACACUCUUGGAUGGUUAAAACGUGUUCGCAGGUGGAAAAACCUAGGUGUUUAAUAAUCGCUUUUCUCACCAAUACGCCGGGUAGCGUAUCGGACGGAUAUAGCGGCGAUUACGAUGCAUGUUCGCUGACAAACGUUAAAGCAUAUAUUAAUUCGGUCGAAUACCCGUACGAGGAUUUCAACGAGAGUUUCGACAAAAACCUGUUUACGAUGUUCUAUCAAAAUUAUAUCGAUUUCCAAAAACAUUAUUACGAGAGGGAUAACUCCCAACCGUGCCUGUCGAGAGAAAAAUAUAAAGAGUUGGGGCCGUUUAUCUGCAUAGAUUGUUAUUGUGUUAUAAUGAACAUGGGCGGUGCUAAAGAUCACCCGACAAAAUCGUACGAUUCAGAUUUACAUAUAUAG
Acyrthosiphon pisum (pea aphid) is the source of this 762-nucleotide messenger RNA. RefSeq lists its product as uncharacterized. The record is from RefSeq and is a predicted model, not a curated record. The coding region runs from base 1 to 762 and encodes 253 amino acids. NCBI's taxonomy places the organism in Eukaryota, Metazoa, Arthropoda, Insecta, Hemiptera, Aphididae. The transcript is spliced from 2 exons.